AUGUUCGCCUUCGCCGAUCAAGAGACUGUGCGAAACGUCGUCUAUCAGCUUCCACGUGUAGGAGUUGGGGUGAAGUAUGGUCUGCCUCAAAGUCGAAAGACGAGCUUGAUGACCCCACGACAGCUGUUCAAGCAUUCGGACAUGUGUCUGAAAUGGCAGAAGCGCGAGAUCUCCAACUUUGACUACUUGAUGUUCUUGAAUACGGUGGCUGGCCGGACAUUUAACGAUCUGAAUCAAUAUCCAGUGUUUCCAUGGAUUCUAACAAAUUAUUCGGCGGAACAGCUUGAUCUCAACGUUGCCGCCAAUUUCAGGGACUUGUCAAAGCCUAUCGGCGCGUUGUCCGAGUCUCGUCGGAAGUACUUCCAAGAGCGCUAUACGUCAUGGGAAGACGAGGCGAUUCCGGCGUUCCACUACGGAACGCAUUACUCAACGCAAGCAUUCACCCUGAAUUGGCUAAUGAGAGUGGAGCCGUUCACUACAAUGUUCCUCGAUAUGCAAAACGGCCGAUUCGAUCAUCCAGAUCGAGUUUUUCACAGCAUCGCCGAAACAUGGGACCAUUGUCAGAAAGAUUCUCAUGAUGUCAAGGAGCUGAUACCAGAACUGUUCUACUUACCGGAAAUGUUGCGGAAUAACAACGGAUUUGAUUUGGGCCAGAGAUCAGAUGGAGUGAAGGAGUUCGUUCUACUUCACCGACAAGCUCUUGAAAGUGACCUGGUGAGCUGUCAGCUGAAUCAGUGGAUCGACCUCAUCUUUGGUUAUAAGCAGAAGGGCCCUGAGGCAGUUCGUGCUACGAACGUCUUCUACUACCUCACCUACGAAGGUGCCGUCUGCCUGAAGUCUAUCGAGAGUGCCACCCAGCUUGAAGCUAUUCAACAACAAAUCACCUCUUUUGGUCAGACCCCUGUCCAGCUGUUGGCCGAAGCCCAUCCACCGCGGCAUUCCGUGAUGACUAUGGCUCCACUGAUGUUCCGUCGCUGUGAGGACGAUUUGUGCAUGUUGAUGAAAUUCAUCUCUAACAGCCCUGUCAUCUUUUUGGCUGCCAACACUUUCCAGCAACUUCCACAACCUACCGUUGUCUCCGUCGCCCAAAACCUUGUUUUCGCUCUGAAUCGAUGGGAUAACUCGUACACA
Cooperia oncophora is the source of this 1131-nucleotide messenger RNA. NCBI's taxonomy places the organism in Eukaryota, Metazoa, Nematoda, Chromadorea, Rhabditida, Trichostrongylidae. The record is from the annotation of a GenBank genome assembly.